AUGGAAGUGAUUAAAACAGAAAGUACCCCAAGUGAUAAUCCGGCAAGUCCGGCAAAUUCACCUCCUGCGGGAGCACUGGCCCAUGGAUUUUUGGGGGGCCAAGUCACUUUCCAUCAACGGUCGGAGCUCAGUGGCCCGACUGACGUGCCUUCGGGCAGAAACAAUUCCGACGCGCCUACGGGUAAUAUGACAACAAAUUUAAAUGACAAAAACUUGACUAUACUGGACAAUGGUGGCUAUGUCCUCUCAGCUAAAAGCACGUUACGCCUCAAAGGAGGCGGCGGUGGUGAUGAUGGCACCGAAGCUGGCAGUUCGGCGUACACUACGCCUAUGUUUAAAAACUUGACUGCCAAUAGACUUAUAAAACGAAAGAGACUUGGUGAAGAGGAUACCAGCCCUGGCUCACCUUGUCCGCACGCCACGGACUUGGAGAAAUACUCUGACGAGAUCUGCGAUAAUAUCAAAGAUACGAAGUUGAUCCUUGAAGACAUGAUCAAAGAGUCGAAAAUUGGUAGGCGCUGGAUUGAUACCAUCACCCACCAGCUGGACGAGAUCCUUAUCAGUAACAACCGUCUGGGCAGGGCCAGUUUUAAAGUUCUUGGAAAAUUUGAAGAACAACGCGACGAACUCCGCUCGCUCCAUAGUCAUGUGGCGCGCGUAGGUUUUGAAGGGUGUUACAACUUACGCGGCCAACAUACGCAAGGUACGAAAUAA
Messenger RNA from Macrosiphum euphorbiae (potato aphid), 714 nucleotides. NCBI's taxonomy places the organism in Eukaryota, Metazoa, Arthropoda, Insecta, Hemiptera, Aphididae. The record is from the annotation of a GenBank genome assembly.